AUGGCAUCAUCUCUCCCUGCCAUUUUCUCGACCUUAAAUUAUCCAAAUGUCAAAAUUCCAUCGACCCCGUUUCAAGUUUCUUCUUCUUCCUUGAAAUCCCAUAAAGAUUUCCCCCAAUUUAACAUCUCGCAAAGGGAUUUUGUCAAUGGACUUUCCUUAAUGCCGUUACUCCCAUAUUUAGCAGCUCCACCGUCUGAAGCUCGCCAAGUGGAAGUGGGUUCUUAUCUCCCUCCUUCCCCGACUGACCCUUCUUUCGUUGUCUUUCAAGCCACUCCCAAGGACACUCCUGCCCUUCGCGCAGGUCCCGCACAGUGUCAAUACUUGAAAACAAAGGAGCAUGCAGUCACUCGUGGCCAUUCAAAGGUUGCAAUUGCCCGCUGCUUGAGUGCUGGACCACCAGAUGCACCGGCUUCACGAGAUGGAUCUAUGCUUGCUUCUAUAAGCCGCAGGGGUGUGCUAGGGAUGGCUAUUGGCUUCUCAAAUAUUUUAUUACUUCCAGUGUUUACUGAAGCAGCUGGAUUACCUCCAGAAGAGAAACCAAAGCUUUGCGAUGAAGAUUGUGAGAAGGAGCUUGAAAAUGUACCAAUGGUAACUACUGAGUCAGGUUUGCAGUACAAAGAUAUCAAAGUUGGUGGCGGUCCUAGUCCCCCUAUUGGCUUUCAGGUGGCUGCGAACUACAUUGCCAUGGUUCCAUCUGGGCAGAUAUUUGAUAGUUCACUGGAGAAAGGCCAACCAUACAUAUUCCGCGUAGGUGCUGGUCAGGUGAUCAAGGGAUUAGACGAAGGCAUCUUGACAAUGAAAGUUGGUGGCAAGCGAAGACUAUACAUACCAGGAUCAUUGGCAUUUCCUAAAGGUCUAACUUCUGCUCCCGGAAGACCAAGAGUGGCUCCAAAUAGCCCAGUUAUAUUCGACGUGAGUUUGGAGUACAUACCAGGCCUUGAGGUAGACGAAGAAUGA
Messenger RNA from Oldenlandia corymbosa var. corymbosa, 957 nucleotides. NCBI's taxonomy places the organism in Eukaryota, Viridiplantae, Streptophyta, Magnoliopsida, Gentianales, Rubiaceae. The record is from the annotation of a GenBank genome assembly.